AUGCGGUCCAGAAACAGAUAUCGUUCUAUCAGCAGCCCGUAUAAGAAGCCCAACCUCAACCUGAUGAGACUUUUUCUUGCGAUUUUCGUGUGCAUAACAGCAAUCAUCCUAGCAGUCUAUCGACAAGACGAGCUUACUGAGUAUAUGCGAUUAUUCUUGCGAACAUCGAACCUCAAGACAGCAGCUCGAAGUCUUCACCAAAACAUCACAGCAAAUCGGACGCUUUCGACGAUGUCACCACACUCUACUUUCGUCGGUCUCCCAGUCAUCCCACCAGAGGACCCGUCACUCAAUGCUGUCUCGCCAAAGCCAAGAGGCAUCCAACAAGUCUUCCUAGCCCGGGAGCAAGGCGAAGGAGCGGGUGCGACCGUCCGACGAUCGAUUGGAACACCCAAGCUGAAGAAUUUCACACCCUUCCUCAUGCUUGACCACUUCUCCGUCGCUCCAGGUGCUGGCUUCCCCGAUCAUCCUCAUCGCGGACAAGAGACGAUAACGUACCUGUUAGAAGGAGCAGUAGACCAUGAAGACUUUGCUGGGAACAAAGGCACCAUCAAUUCUGGUGACUUGCAAUUCAUGACCGCGGGACGAGGAAUCGUGCAUGCGGAAAUGCCGCACGAUGAUGGAAUGGGGUCGACUAACAUCGGUAUGCAGCUUUGGGUUGAUCUACCGAAGGAUCUGAAAUCCUGCGAGCCACGAUACCGUGAUCUGCGGUCUGAGGAGAUUCCAGUGGCUACCGCAGACGACGGCAAGGUUACUAUCAAGGUGAUCAGUGGACGCUCGUAUGGCGUAGACAGCGUACAGGAGCUGGCAUAUACACCCGUCUGGCUUCUGGACGUCACCGUCAAGCAAGGUGGUAAAUUCGUCCAGAACCUGCCAGCUGGCUGGAACUCUUUUGCAUAUAUUCUCGAGGGUACAGUCACAUGGGACACUGGUGCGACAUCGCAGGAAGUGCAUCAGUAUCACAACACUGUCUUCGAGCAGAAGGGCGACCAGGUCAUUGCAUCGGUUCCAGGUGAUGCAAAGGAGGGUACGAGGUUCAUUCUGGUGGCUGGGGUGCCACUUACCCAGCCCAUCGUGCAGUACGGACCGUUCGUCCUGACAGAUCCGAGCCAAGUCAGGCAGGCCAUGAUGGAUUACAGCUCCUUCACCAACGGCUUUGAGCGGGCAGAGAAUUGGCGCAGCGAGAUCGGAAAGGUCAUGAUGGGUUGA
This is a messenger RNA of Recurvomyces mirabilis, 1209 nucleotides long. It is a transcript of the gene PRN1, whose product is annotated as RNA pol II transcription cofactor. Lineage: Eukaryota; Fungi; Ascomycota; Dothideomycetes; Mycosphaerellales; Teratosphaeriaceae. The record is from RefSeq and is a predicted model, not a curated record. Bases 1 to 1209 code for a protein of 402 amino acids. The transcript has 2 exons.